Messenger RNA from Sinocyclocheilus rhinocerous, 1161 nucleotides. RefSeq names its product AP-1 complex subunit sigma-2-like. Gene Ontology annotation, biological process: vesicle-mediated transport; intracellular protein transport. Bases 266 to 754 code for a protein of 162 amino acids. The transcript is spliced from 5 exons. The record is from RefSeq and is a predicted model, not a curated record. Gene Ontology annotation, molecular function: clathrin-cargo adaptor activity. Gene Ontology annotation, cellular component: membrane coat; AP-1 adaptor complex. Lineage: Eukaryota; Metazoa; Chordata; Actinopteri; Cypriniformes; Cyprinidae.
CGGGAGGUGUGACUCUAGCGGUGACUGGCGCAAGUAUCAUCCAAUCAACUGCCCGCGCUCCUGAGUGGGCGGGAAUAACGGUCUUCUUUCCACCAAUGAAAACUCUCCGAGCGAACCUUCCGUCCAAUGAGUAACGAGCCGUCAGCUGACUCUGUUUAGCAGCAUCUAUUGCACGCAAGACUCGAGCUGAGACAGACGCGACUCACUGUGAAUCCAGAACUCAUGUGAAUUCAUCCCUCAUUUACAAACUGACCUCUUCAGAAAGAUGCAGUUCAUGCUGUUGUUCAGCAGACAGGGGAAGCUCCGUCUGCAGAAAUGGUACGUUCCUCUGUCUGAUAAGGAGAAGAAGAAGAUCACGCGGGAGCUGGUUCAGACCGUUCUGGCCCGUAAGCCCAAGAUGUGCAGCUUCCUGGAGUGGAGGGACCUGAAAAUCGUGUAUAAAAGAUACGCCAGUCUGUAUUUCUGCUGUGCCAUUGAGGACCAGGAUAACGAACUGAUCACACUGGAGAUCAUCCACCGCUACGUCGAGCUGCUCGACAAAUACUUCGGCAGCGUCUGCGAGCUGGAUAUCAUCUUUAACUUCGAGAAGGCGUAUUUUAUCCUGGACGAGUUCCUGCUGGGAGGCGAGGCUCAGGAGACGUCGAAGAAGAAUGUCCUGAAAGCCAUCGAGCAGGCGGAUCUGCUGCAGGAGGAUGCCAAAGUAAGUUCAGCUUGCUCUUUGUGUGCGUCUCUGCUCCGGUUCUGUGUGUUGUAAAUGCAUUUGUGUCAUCAGUGAGUCAUUCUACAUGGCAGCCCACAUGCUGAUUAUUUUCAUAUCUCGCAGGAUAAUUAUAGCUCGGCUCAUCUCCAUGUGCUCCAUACAUAUCAAAUAAACCUGCUGAGCUCAGAGGGGUGCCCACAAAAUCUAUAAAAUAAUUGCAAAUGUAUAUUUAGCACACUGUUUUUAUUUGAUAAAGACUGAUAUUUGAUAGAAGACGUUUAAAUCAUGAUGUCUGAGUGGGAGCAAUGUUCUUCUCGGAUGUCACCUCUUGGCCAGCGUACAAAACCUAUAAAACAUGAUUGUAAAUUCAUCGCCAGCUUGUCUGUCGACUGUUUGUGUUGUGAUCUGAUCUGUUAUAUCUUCUGAAAGGUGUUCUGCCUUUCAAAAGUGUUGUUAAAUAU